GAGAAAGAGAGAGAGAGGAGAAGGGUUUGGAGUGUUUGGUUGACGGAAGUAGAGAGAAAAGAGAGAAAAUAAUGGCAACAAGGGAGAGAGCAGAAAUAGAGAAUGGUGUUUCAUUACCAUCUGUGGGUAUGGAUGCAAAUAAGCGUAGAGUGACAUAUUUCUACAAACCGAACAUCGACGCCCACUAUCAUGGUGAAGAGUACCCAAUGAAUCCUUUUCGUGUUGACAUUACCCACAACCUCAUCGUCCACUAUGGGCUACAUCGACUCAUGCAAAUCAAUCGCCCUUUCCUUGCCGACAAGGUUGACAUUGCCCGCUUCCAUUCCGAUGACUAUGUCGAGUUCCUGUCCACUGUUUCACCACAGAUCCUUGCUGAAAACUUUGAUUCCAACUAUUGCCAACUUAAGCGCUUCAACAUCGGUGGGGAUUUCCCUAUCUUGAACGGCCUUUUCGACUUUUGUCGUGUCUCUGCUGGCGGCUCUAUCGGUGCUGCUGUUUGCCUAAACUGCUCCAAUGCCGACAUCACCAUCAAUUGGGCUGGGGGUUGGCACCAUGCUAAAAAGACUAAAGCCUCUGGAUUUUGCUACGUCAACGACAUUGUUCUUGGCAUUCUUGAACUUCUCAAAGUUCAUAGGGUAUUUUUCUUUUCCUUU
This is a messenger RNA of Glycine soja, 653 nucleotides long. Its product is annotated as histone deacetylase 6-like. Lineage: Eukaryota; Viridiplantae; Streptophyta; Magnoliopsida; Fabales; Fabaceae. The annotation marks the transcript as partial. The record is from RefSeq and is a predicted model, not a curated record. Gene Ontology annotation, molecular function: histone deacetylase activity. The transcript has a single exon.